Molecule: messenger RNA, 2341 nt
Organism: Sinocyclocheilus rhinocerous
Lineage: Eukaryota; Metazoa; Chordata; Actinopteri; Cypriniformes; Cyprinidae
Product: transcriptional protein SWT1-like
Exons: 12
Coding region: 239-2341 (700 amino acids)
Cellular component (GO): nucleus
Source: RefSeq, a predicted model, not a curated record
CAGCCGAAUGCAAUGCUAGUUGAGAAGUGAACAGCUGUCAUUUUCUUCUCUUUGUUAUUUAGCGUCGUAUUUAACAACAUUCCUCCUGCUUGUGUUCAGUAGGUUUACAUUGGUGUUAUCUGUUCCUCAAGGAUGAACUGGAUUUCUGUCUGGGAUUUGCUGAUAUGCAGCUCUUGGGAGAAAAACUCUUUUCCUUGUACUUAGUUCUUACUAGAAGGGCACUCUAAGGGUUCUGAGGAUGUCAAACAAGAAAUCAAAGAAGAAGAAACAGAAAAGGGAGGAAAUAAUCCCAUCAAACUCUUCUCGUGACAGUGAGAAGAAGGAGAGUGACGCAAAGAUAUUCAGCAGCCCAAAAAGAAAAAAAAAACAUAAUCUUCGGCAUGUAAGUUCUGACAAAGACAGAGCUAAAGAGAGGAGGGCCACUGACUCAACAUCAACAAAAGGAUUUGAAGGAGGAUUCAAGAAAGCAAAAGUUAGAGACAGCAAGAGCAGGGAAGAAAGAUCCCGAGAAAGCCAAACAACAGAGAAUUCCAGGCCAGUUUUCAAGUCACCUGUCACACAUGAGAAGGAGCAAGUGAAUCAUAAAGGGAAGCAUGAAAAAGCAAGUCCCCAUAUCUCAGGGAAAAGCUCCAGCAGGCAUUCUGCAACAAACCAGCCUUCUUCAAAAGAGUUGGAGAAAAAGAGACAGGAGCUGGUAUCGAGGAGAUCCACAGCAGAGUAUCCCAGGCGGACACCUGCAAAGGAUGAUUGUUCCCCUGAGAAACCACAAGAGAAAAGGAGGAAACUCAUGAAAAGGCCGUUGUCACCAGAGCUUCAUGCUGAACCCAAACGAAGAGACAUCAAAAACAUGACCAAUGCUGCACAUGCAGAAUCUCAUUCUGAAGUUCAAAAGGAAACGAGGAAGACGUUGGUGGCCAGGAGGUUCAAGAAGAUUGACCAUAAUGUUGGUGCACAGAGUUCUCAAGGCAACUCCAAAGAAGCUUUGCCAGUAGUGAAACAUGUAGGCUCUAAACUGAAAUUACCAGAAGAUAUUUCACCCAAGAAGCUAGACCAUGUACAGUUGGGUAAUGUCCCUGGUGUAAUCUUAGGAGAAAAAAGGCCAUCCCUUGUUGGUCCCACAGCAAAUGUCAGUUUCAAGAUCCCAAAGAAGGUCACUGCUGUUAAAGCUUGGACAAACACGGAUGUGUGUAAUGUGAAUUCUUCAGAUAGCAGGACUCAAAGUACCGCUCGGCCUUCUUUCCAUGAUUCUACUCCAUCUAAACACAAAUUUCUCAUCUCACAGCAGCAAGGACAGAGGCUUCAAGAGGUUUCUGCUCAAACCUCUCAUAAACCCUCUUCUCUUAGCUUGUCACAUCUUUCGUCUACAUCUCACUGCAGACCAGUCCAGCAGACACACACUGACAAAACAAGAGAGGCCACAACGCCGAGCAAUACUUCCUGCAAGGUAACUCUCCAGGAGGCUGCAGAGACCCUUGACUGCGACCACGAGAUGGAGCUGGUGGAGGAGCUUCAUCUGGCACGCUCUGAGAGGCGACUGGAGGUGAACUUGAUAGAGAACUGCGGAGAGCUCACCUGCAUGGACAUUGACGCUCCAGAAGAGGGUGCCGGCACAAUGCUUAAUCAACAUAAACAGGCCCUGCUUAUUGUUCUGGAUACCAAUGUGCUGCUCAGCCACCUGGAGUUUGUGAAGAAGAUUAGGUCACAUGGUCUUGGUGGGCUGGGGUUCCCCACUUUGCUGAUCCCAUGGGUGGUGCUGCAGGAGUUGGACUAUCUAAAGAGUGGUAAACUCUCCAGCAAAGUGGAAUACAAAGCCAGGCCAGCUGUCCACUACAUUUACAGCUGCCUAAAAAAUCAGGAGCCCAGACUUGUGGGCCAGUCAAUGCAGCAGGCAUCUCAAGCUGUUGGUGGGCCUGGUGUUGUGAAUAAUGACGACAGAGUGCUGGAGUGCUGUCUGCAGUACCAGGCUCUGUACCCAGAGGGAGCACUAGUUCUUUGCACCAAUGAUAAGAACUUGUGCAGCAAGGCUCUGCUCAGUGGGGUGAAGGCCUUAAGUAAGGUAGACUUGGUAAAAGAAGUGGAGGGAACCAGAUCUACAAUUCUAAAUUACAUUCAUGCUCAACCCGCUGUGCCGCCCCCAGCUGAACCUGUAGAGAAAGCAGAGGAGAAAGGAUCACAAAAGAAUAAAUGCAGUGAUGAAGCGGAGGAACGACAGUUGAGCGAGUGUGUGUCUUUGUUGGAGUCCUGCCUCCAGGUGGCACUGUCAGAGGUGCUGGAGGAAGAGAUGAAGGCGGCUUUUGGAGAACUGUGGACUGAGGUACCACUGCACACAUUGAUCUAUUGA